CCCUGGGCACAGGCAGGGGACCUAGCACCGCGGGAUGGCGGUGGCUCUGGACAGGGCACCGCAAUCCUUACCGCUGCUGCUCACUCUAUUGCUGCUGCUGCUGCUGAGGAUGUCGCCCAGCUGGAGCGUGGUGGCUCAGGACCAUCCCGCAUCCUCGCGCAGCCUGCACCCGCCCUACUUCAACCUGGCCCAGGCUGCGAGAAUCUGGGCCACAGCCACCUGCGGGGAGCGGGACCCGGAGGUCUCAAGGCCCCGGCCUGAGCUUUUCUGCAAAUUGGUGGGCGGCCCCACUGUACAGGGCAGCGGCCACACCAUCCAGGGCCAGUUCUGUGACUACUGCAAUUCUGAGGAUUCCAGGAAGGCACAUCCGGCCAUCCAUGCGAUUGAUGGAUCAGAACGGUGGUGGCAAAGCCCGCCUCUCUCCUCUGGCACACAGUACAAUGAAGUCAACCUCACCUUGGAUCUGGGGCAGCUCUUCCAUGUGGCUUAUAUCUUAAUCAAAUUUGCAAACUCUCCCCGCCCCGAUCUUUGGGUCCUGGAAAGAUCUGUAGACUCUGGAAGCACCUACUCACCAUGGCAGUAUUUUGCUCAUUCUGCAAGAGAUUGUGUAGAACAGUUUGGGCAAGAAGCAAACAUGGCCAUUACCCAGGACGAUCAGACACUCUGUGUCACGGAGUAUUCCCGUAUCGUGCCUCUGGAAAAUGGCGAGAUUGUUGUAUCCUUGAUAAAUGGUCGUCCAGGUGCAAAAAAUUUUGCUUUCUCUGACACUCUGAGGGAGUUUACUAAGGCAACCAACAUCCGCUUGCGGUUUCUGAGAACCAACACCCUCCUCGGGCACCUCAUUUCCAAGGCAGAGCGAGACCCCACUGUCACACGCCGGUAUUAUUACAGCAUAAAGGACAUCAGUAUUGGUGGGCGGUGUGUUUGCAACGGCCAUGCGGAGGUGUGCAGCGCUGAUAACCCUGCAAAGCAGUUCCGAUGCGAAUGCCAGCACCAUACCUGUGGAGACACAUGUAAUCGCUGCUGUGCAGGUUACAAUCAGAGGCGCUGGAGGCCUGCUGUUCAGGAGCAGCACAAUGAAUGUGAAGCCUGCAACUGCCACGGGCAUGCUGUGGAUUGUUACUAUGACCCAGAUGUGGAGCACCAGCAGGCAAGCUUGAACAGCAAAGGCGUCUACGCAGGUGGAGGGGUCUGCAUCAACUGUCAGCACAACACUGCGGGUGUGAACUGUGAAAAGUGUGCGAAGGGUUACUUCCGGCCCCAUGGAGUUCCGGUGGACGCACUGCACGGAUGCAUCCCUUGCAACUGUGACCCUGAACGUGCAGAUGAUUGUGACCAGGGCUCAGGCCGCUGUCAUUGUAAGCCAAAUUUCUCUGGAGACUACUGUGAGAUGUGUGCAGAUGGGUACUAUAAUUUCCCAUUUUGCUUGAGAAUUCCAGUCUUUCCCAACUACACUCCAAGCCCAGAAGACCCGGUGGCUGGCAAUAUAAAAGGGUGUGACUGUAAUUUGGAAGGUGUUCUCCCAGAGAUAUGUGACGAUCGUGGCAGGUGCCUGUGCCGCCCUGGGGUUGAGGGUCCCCAGUGUGACUCCUGCCGCUCGGGCUCCUAUUCAUUUCCCAUAUGCCAAGCUUGCCAGUGUUCGACGAUUGGAUCCUAUCCAGUGCCCUGUGACCCAGGGACUGGCCAGUGUGAAUGCCUGCCUGGAAUAACGGGGAGGCAGUGUGACAGGUGUCUCUCAGGAGCCUAUGACUUUCCCUACUGCCAAGGGUCCAGCAGUGUUUGCCAUCCAGCUGGGACCCUUGACUCCAGCUUGGGUUAUUGUCAGUGCAAGCAGCAUGUUACAAGUCCUACAUGUAGUGUCUGCAAACCAUUAUAUUGGAAUCUGGCCAAAGGAAACCCCCGCGGAUGCUCAGAGUGCCAGUGCCAUGAGGCAGGGACAUUGAGUGGAAUUGGAGAGUGUGGGCAGGAGGACGGUGACUGUAGCUGCAAAGCCCAUGUCACUGGUGACGCCUGCGACACCUGUGAAGAUGGGUUUUUCUCUUUGGAGAAGAGCAAUUACUUUGGCUGUCAAGGGUGUCAGUGUGACAUUGGUGGAGCACUCAGCACCAUGUGUAGUGGGCCCUCGGGAGUAUGCCAGUGCAGGGAGCACGUGGAGGGGAAGCAGUGCCAGAGGCCUGAAAAUAACUACUACUUCCCGGAUUUGCACCACAUGAAGUAUGAGGUCGAAGAUGGCACUGGACCUAAUGGAAGAGACCUGCGGUUUGGAUUUGAUCCCCUGGCAUUCCCUGAGUUUAGCUGGAGAGGAUAUGCCCCGAUGACCGCCGUACAGAAUGAAGUAAGGGUGAGAUUGUCUGUGAGGCAGUCAAGCCUCUCCUUGUUCCGCAUCGUUCUGAGAUACAUCAAUCCUGGAACAGAAGACGUUUCUGGCCGGAUCACUCUCUCCUCAUCGCGGGGGGAGUUGGAUGCUUCGCAAAGCAGAAAAAUCAUCUUUCCCCCAAGUAAAAAGCCGGCCUUUGUCACAGUCCCUGGAAAUGGCUUUGCAGGCCCAUUCUCCAUCACACCUGGGGCGUGGAUUGCUUGUAUCCAGGUGGAAGGAGUCCUUCUGGAUUACCUUGUGCUGCUUCCCAGGGACUACUAUGAAGCAUUCACCCUGCAAGUGCCAGUCACAGAGCCAUGUGCCCACACAGGAUCUCCCCAGGACAACUGUUUGCUUUACCAGCAUUUACCACUGAGUGCAUUCUCCUGUACCCUGGCUUGUGAGGCCAGACACUUCCUGCUGGAUGGAGAGCUGAGACCCUUGGCAAUGAGGCAGCCCACACCCACACACCCGGCCAUGGUGGACCUCAGCGGGAGAGAGGUAGAAUUGCAGCUACGUCUGCGGGUCCCACAGAUUGGCCACUAUGUGGUCAUGCUGGAGUAUGCCACGGAAGGGGACCAGCUUUUUGUGGUGGACGUGAAUCUGAAGAGCUCGGGGUCUGCCUUGGCAGGCCAGGUGAACAUAUACAGCUGCAAGUACAGCAUCCCGUGCAGGAGCGUGGUGAUUGACAGCCUGAGUCGCACGGCUGUAUACGAGCUGCUGGCAGAUGCAGACAUUCAGCUCAAGGCACACAUGGCCCAUUUCCUUCUGUAUCACAUUUGUAUUAUACCUGCGGAAGAAUUCUCAGUUGAAUAUUUGAGACCUCAAGUCCACUGCAUUGCCAGCUAUGGGCAGCAUGCUAAUCCAAGAUCUGUCACUGGCCCAGUCACCAACCCCAUCAGAGACCUGAGAAGGAUGAACUCCACCAGAAGUCAAGUGACCCUGAGAGGACUCAUACCACACCUGGGCCGACAUGUCGCUGUCAUCCAUUUUUAUCAAGCAGAGCACCCGGGGUUUCCCACUGAAGUGAUUGUAGAUGGAGGAAGACAGUGGUCAGGUUCCUUCCUUGCCUCCUUCUGUCCCCACUUACUUGGCUGCCGCGACCAAGUGGUCUCUGAUGGCCAGGUGGAGUUUGACAUCUCUGAAGCAGAGGUAGCUGUGACAGUGAAGAUUCCAGAUGGAAAGUCCUUAACAUUGGUCCGGGUUCUAGUGGUACCUGCAGAGAAUUACGACUACCAAAUUCUUCACAAAACAACAGUGGACAAGUCCUCCGAGUUCAUCAGCAGUUGUGGAGGAGACAGUUUUUAUAUUGAUCCCCAGGCAGCCUCUGGAUUCUGUAAGAAUUCUGCAAAGUCCCUGGUAGCCUUUUACCAUAACGGUGCCAUACCCUGUGAGUGCCACUCUGCUGGGACUGCCGGCCACCACUGUAGUCCUGAGGGUGGGCAGUGCCCUUGCCUGCCCAAUGUCAUCGGGAGGCAGUGCACCCGCUGUGCAACAGGCCACUAUGGAUUCCCACACUGCAAGCCUUGUAAUUGUGGCAGACGCCUUUGUGAGGAGGUGACAGGGAAGUGCCUCUGCCCACCCCACACAGUCAGGCCUCAAUGUGAGGUCUGUGAGAUGAAUUCCUUCAACUUCCACCCCGUGGCUGGCUGUGACAUCUGCAACUGCUCCAGGAAGGGCACCGUCGAGGCGGCCGUCUCUGAGUGUGACGGGGACAGUGGGCAGUGCAGGUGCAAGCCUAGAGUCACAGGGCAGCGGUGUGACAAGUGUGCUCCUGGCUUCUACCAGUUCCCUGAGUGUGUCCCUUGCAGCUGUAACAGAGAUGGGACUGAGCCCAGCGUAUGUGACCCAGAGACUGGGGCUUGCGUGUGUAAGGAAAAUGUGGAGGGCCCCCAAUGUCAACUGUGUCGAGAAGGAUCCUUCUACCUGGACCCAGCAAACCCAAAGGGCUGUACCAGGUGCUUCUGUUUUGGAGCGAAUACUGACUGUCAGAGCUCACAUAAGCGAAGAGUGAAGUUUGUAGACAUGAUGGGCUGGCGUCUGGAGACAGCAGAUGGAGUCGAUGUCCCUGUGUCCUUCAACCCCGGCAGCAACAGCAUGGUUGCAGAUCUGCAGGAGCUGCCACCCUCAGUUCACAGCGCAUCCUGGGUAGCACCUCUGUCCUACCUAGGUGAUAAGGUGUCAUCAUACGGCGGCUACCUCACCUACCAAGCCAAGUCCUUUGGCUUACCUGGAGACAUGGUUCUUCUGGAAACGCAGCCAGAUGUGCAGCUCACCGGUCAACACAUGUCCCUCAUCCAUAAGGGACACAGCGACCCACGGCCAGACAGGCUGCAUCACGGAAGAGUGCAAGUGACUGAGGGAAACUUCAGACACGAAGGCAACAGUGCCCCAGUGUCCCGGGAGGAGCUGAUGACUGUGCUGUCCAGACUGGAAAGACUCCACAUCCGGGGCCUCUACUUCACCGAGACACAGCGGCUCACCUUGGGUGAGGUAGGGCUGGAGGAGGCCUCUGACACGGGAAGUGGACCCAGGGCUCUUCUUGUGGAGAUGUGUGCCUGUCCCCCUGACUACACAGGUGACUCAUGCCAGGGUUGUCGCCCUGGAUACUAUCGGGACAACAAAAGCUUACCCGCAGGAAGGUGUGUUCCCUGCAAUUGCAACGGACAUUCAAAUAGAUGCCAGGAUGGCUCUGGCAUAUGCAUUAACUGUCAGCACAACACAGCUGGGGAGCACUGUGAGCGUUGCCAGGAGGGUCACUAUGGAAACGCCAUCCACGGAUCCUGUAGGGUCUGCCCCUGCCCUCAUACCAACAGUUUUGCCACUGGCUGUGCUGUGGAUGGCGGAGUUGUGAGGUGUACCUGCAAACCCGGAUACACAGGAGCACAGUGUGAGAGGUGUGCACCCGGAUAUUUUGGGAACCCCCAGAAAUUUGGAGGUAGCUGCCAGCCAUGCAAUUGUAACAGCAAUGGCCAGUUAGGCCCUUGUGACCCCCUAACUGGAGACUGUGUAAACCAAGAACCCAAAGAUGGCAGCCCUGCAGAAGAAUGUGAUGACUGCGACAGCUGUGUGAUGACGCUCUUAAAUGACUUGGCCUCCAUGGGUGAGGAACUUCGCCUGGUGAAGUCAAAGCUGCAGGGGCUGAGUGUGAGCACGGGUGCUCUGGAACAGAUCCGGCACAUGGAGACACAGGCCAAGGACCUGAGGAACCAGCUGCUUGGCUUCCGUUCUGCCAUCUCAAGUCAUGGGUCCAAAAUGGAUGGCCUGGAAAAAGAACUGAGUCAUUUGAACCGGGAAUUUGAAACUCUGCAAGAAAAGGCGCAGGUCAAUUCCAGAAAAGCACAAACAUUAUAUAACAACAUUGAUCAGACAAUCCAAAGUGCCAAAGAAUUGGACAUGAAGAUUAAAAACAUCGUUCAGAAUGUGCACAUUCUCCUGAAGCAGAUGGCUAGGCCAGGUGGAGAAGGCACGGACUUGCCAGUGGGCGACUGGUCCAGGCAGCUGGCCGAAGCUCAACGCAUGAUGCGAGACCUGCGAAGCCGAGACUUUAAAAAGCACCUCCAAGAAGCGGAGGCCGAGAAAAUGGAAGCCCAGCUCUUACUGCACCGGAUCAGGACCUGGCUGGAAUCCCACCAGGUGGAGAACAACGGACUGCUAAAGAAUAUUCGGGACUCCUUAAAUGAUUAUGAGGCCAAACUUCAGGACCUGCGGUCCAUCCUCCAGGAGGCAGCUGCCCAGGCAAAGCAGGCCACUGGCCUCAACCAUGAAAAUGAGGGGGUCCUAGGAGCCAUCCAGAGACAAAUGAAAGAAAUGGAUUCCCUGAAGAAUGACUUCACCACGUACCUGGCCACAGCAGACUCCUCCCUGCUGCAGACUAACAAUCUACUGCAGCAGAUGGACAAAAGCCAGAAGGAAUAUGAAAGUUUAGCUGCUGCUUUAAAUGGAGCAAGACAGGAGCUGAGUGACAAAGUGCAAGAACUCUCCAGAUCUGGUGGCAAAGCACAGCUGGUGGUGGGGGCAGAGAAGCAUGCACAGUCUUUACAGGAGCUGGCGAAGCAGCUGGAAGAGAUAAAGAGAAACACCAGCGGGGAUGAGCUGGUGCGUUGUGCUGUGGACGCUGCCACAGCCUAUGAGAACAUCCUUAAUGCCAUCAGAGCAGCAGAGGAUGCAGCCAGCAAGGCCACCAGUGCCUCCAAGUCUGCUUUCCAAACAGUGAUAAAGGAAGACCUUCCAAAAAGAGCUAAGACCCUGAGUGCUGACAGCGAGGAACUGUUAAAUGAAGCCAAGAUGACACAGAAAAGGCUACAGCAAGUCAGUCCAGCUCUCGACAGCCUACAGAAAACCCUGAAGACCGUAUCAGUUCAGAAGGACCUCCUAGAUGCCAACCUCACUGCUGCCCGAGAUGAUCUUCAUGGGAUACGGAGAGGUGAUACUGACAGUGUGGUGAGCAGUGCAAGGAGCGCCGUCAGGAAUGCCAACGGAAUAACAAGCAAGGUCCUGGACGGGCUGACCCCCAUCCAGACAGAUUUGGGAAGGAUUAAGGACAGCUAUGAGAGCGCACGACACGAAGACUUCAGCAAGGCUCUGAUCGAUGCCAAUAACUCAGUAAAGAAAUUAACCAAGAAGUUGCCUGAUCUUUUUAUCAAGAUUGACAGUAUCAACCAACAGUUGCUGCCCCUGGGGAACAUCUCUGACAAUGUGGACCGAAUCCGAGAGCUCAUUCAGCAGGCCAGAGAUGCUGCAAACAAGGUUGCAAUUCCCAUGAGGUUCAAUGGUAAAUCUGGUGUCGAAGUCCGACUGCCGAAUGACCUAGAAGAUUUAAAAGGAUACACAUCUUUGUCUUUAUUUCUCCAAAGACCCGACUUACGAGAGAACGGAGGCACUGAAGAUAUGUUUGUCAUGUACCUUGGGAAUAAGGAUGCCUCCAAGGACUACAUUGGCAUGGCGGUUGUAGACGGUCAGCUGACAUGUGUCUACAACCUGGGGGACCGAGAGGCUGAAGUUCAGAUAGAUCAGGUCCUGACGGAGAGUGAGUCUCAGGAGGCAGUUAUGGACCGGGUGAAGUUCCAGAGAAUAUAUCAAUUUGCCAAGCUUAAUUACACCAAAGAAGCCACAUCUACUAAACCCAAAGCCCCUGGGGUCUAUGACAUGGAGAGCGUCAGUAGCAACACACUCCUUAAUUUGGAUCCUGAGAAUGCUGUGUUUUACGUCGGCGGUUAUCCACCUGGUUUUGAACUUCCACGCAGACUGAGGCUCCCUCCGUACAAAGGCUGUAUUGAACUAGAUGACCUCAAUGAAAACGUUCUAAGCUUGUACAAUUUCAAGACAACUUUUAAUCUCAACACCACUGAAGUAGAGCCUUGUAGGAGGAGAAAGGAAGAGUCGGACAAAAAUUACUUUGAAGGUACAGGCUAUGCUCGCAUUCCUACUCAACCAAAUGCUCCCUUCCCAAACUUCAUACAGACCAUCCAAACUACUGUGGACAGAGGUUUACUGUUCUUCGCAGAAAACCAGGAUAACUUCAUAUCUCUGAAUAUAGAAGACGGCAAUCUCAUGGUAAAAUACAAACUAAAUUCAGAGCCACCCAAAGAGAAAGGGAUUCGAGACACCAUCAACAAUGGGAGAGAUCACACGAUUUUAAUCUCAAUUGGAAAAUCUCAAAAGCGCAUGCUGAUAAAUAUGAAUAAACACAGUAUAAUAAUUGAAGGGGAGAUAUUUGAUUUCAGCACAUAUUAUCUGGGAGGAAUUCCAAUUGCAAUCAGAGAAAGGUUUAACAUCUCGACGCCUGCUUUCCAAGGCUGCAUGAAGAAUCUGAAGAAAACCAGUGGGGUUGUCAGGUUGAAUGAUACAGUGGGUGUAACCAAAAAGUGCUCAGAAGACUGGAAGCUUGUGCGAACCGCCUCGUUCUCCAGAGGAGGACAGAUGAGUUUUACAAACUUGGACGUGCCCUCACCUGACCGCUUCCAGCUCUCCUUUGGGUUUCAGACCUUUCAACCCAGCGGAACACUACUAAACCAUCAGACACGGACAAGUAGCCUGCUGGUCACCCUGGAAGAUGGUCACAUUGCGUUGAGCACCAGGGACAGCAGCAGCCUGAUUUUCAAGUCUCCAGGGACCUACAUGGAUGGUUUACUGCAUCACGUAUCUGUAAUAAGCGACACCUCAGGCCUGCGCCUUCUCAUCGAUGACCAGGUUCUGAGAAGGAAUCAGAGGCUCGCCAGCUUCUCUAAUGCCCAGCAGUCUCUCAGCAUGGGAGGCGGCUAUUUCGAGGGUUGUAUCAGCAACGUUUUUGUCCAAAGGUUGUCACAGAGUCCAGAAGUCCUGGAUUUGGCCACCAAGUCUACCAAGAGGGAUGCAUCCCUGGGAGGCUGCAGUUUAAACAAGCCACCUUUUCUUAUGUUGUUUAAAAGUCCCAAGGGAUUUAACAAGGCCCGGAGUUUCAGUGUCAACCAGCUGUUGCAAGAUGCACCUCAAGCUGCAAGGAGCAUAGAGGCUUGGCAAGACGGGAAGUCCUGCCUACCACCUCCGAACACCAAGGCCACUCACAGAGCCCUGCAGUUUGGGGACAGUCCUACCAGCCACUUGCUAUUCAAGCUUCCCCAGGAGCUGCUGAAACCCAGGUUACAGUUCUCUUUGGACAUACAGACAACUUCCUCCAGGGGGCUGGUGUUUCACACAGGCACCAGGGACUCCUUCGCGGCUCUCUAUAUCUCGGAAGGCCAUGUCAUCUUUGCUUUGGGGGCAGGAGGGAAGAAACUGAGGCUCAGGAGCAAGGAGAGAUACCACGACGGGAAGUGGCACACGGUGGUGUUUGGACUGAGUGGAGGAAAGGCGCGCCUGGUGGUGGAUGGGCUAAGGGCCCAGGAAGGCAGUUUGCCGGGAAAUUCUACCGUCAGCCCCAGAGAACAGGUUUACCUGGGGUUGUCACCAUCAAGAAAGUCAAAGAGCCUCCCCCAGCACAGUUUUGUGGGGUGUCUGAGGAACUUCCAGUUGGACUCAAACCCUCUGGAUUCCCCCUCUGCGAGGUCUGGGGUAUCCCCCUGCUUGGGUGGCUCUCUGGAGAAAGGCAUUUAUUUCUCCCAAGGAGGAGGUCACGUGGUCCUAGCCAAUUCCGUGUCCUUGGGGCCAGCACUUACGCUCACUCUCAGCAUUCGCCCACGAAGUCUCACCGGGGUCUUAAUGCACAUCGCGAGUCAAUCUGGACAGCACUUAAGCGUCUACAUGGAGGCAGGGAAGGUCACAACCUCUAUGAACAGUGAGGCAGGUGGGACCGUGACAUCAAUUACACCGAAGCGAUCUCUGUGUGAUGGGCAAUGGCACUCGGUGGCAGUCUCCAUUAAACAGCACGCCCUGCAUCUGGAACUGGAUACAGACAAUAGUUACACAGCUGGACGGCUUUCCUUCCCACCGAACAGCACCCGAGGGUCACUACACAUCGGAGGCGUCCCAGACAACAUGAAAAUGCUUACACUCCCUGUGUGGAACUCAUUUUUUGGCUGUCUGAAGAAUAUUCAAGUAAACCACAUCCCUGUCCCUAUCACAGAAGCCACGGAAGUCCAAGGUUCUGUCAGCCUGAACGGCUGCCCUGACCACUAACUCUACCCAGCAAGAGAAGUCACCUUUGGGAGCACCCCUCCCCCAUUCAAAGCCAACAAGCUGGCAAGCACACAGUGCUGUACGGAGCACUGUCAUUCUGAGUUCCAACCACACCCACCCAUCGCUCUGUCUUUCA
Mus pahari (shrew mouse) is the source of this 10088-nucleotide messenger RNA. RefSeq names its product laminin subunit alpha 3 (gene Lama3). The coding region runs from base 35 to 9952 and encodes 3305 amino acids. Gene Ontology annotation, cellular component: basement membrane. Gene Ontology annotation, biological process: regulation of cell migration; cell adhesion; regulation of cell adhesion. Lineage: Eukaryota; Metazoa; Chordata; Mammalia; Rodentia; Muridae. The record is from RefSeq and is a predicted model, not a curated record. The transcript has 75 exons. Gene Ontology annotation, molecular function: signaling receptor binding.